This is a messenger RNA of Penicillium alfredii, 687 nucleotides long. RefSeq lists its product as uncharacterized. Gene Ontology annotation, molecular function: metallopeptidase activity. The transcript is spliced from 3 exons. The record is from RefSeq and is a predicted model, not a curated record. Bases 1 to 687 code for a protein of 228 amino acids. Lineage: Eukaryota; Fungi; Ascomycota; Eurotiomycetes; Eurotiales; Aspergillaceae.
AUGUGGUCUCAGCUCAUCAGUCUCUUGAAUCUAGUGGAUCAACCAGAAAAGUCCAACGAGGUCUUCCAGAGGUGGUUCAAUCCCUACGACAUGCCCGUGGUAGAAGACGUGUUUGCUCGUAUGUGGGAUGCAGUUGAGCCGCCCAAAACCAACUCGAAGCGAGAUAAUACUCCCAAGGUCUGGAUUACGAGCAGGGAUAUUGGCGAUAAAUGCGGUUCGGGUUCACCACUUGCGUACACGGGGUCUUUCGGGGCUUUACCCGAUGACAUCCGGAAGAAGAUGGUCAGUCAGUACUCGAUGUCUAACCAGGACUGCAUUAUCCACUUCUGUGAGAAACCUCUGGACUAUAUUCUAGAACGCCAAUUUGUCGACUGCGACGAGAUUCCGCUCAAGCGAAUGAGCUUCUCGGUCGCUGGCAAUGCCACAGCAACUUUACUUCAUGAGCUCAUGCUAGAUGAUGUCUUCACCGGUGGCAGUGGAGAGGGAAAGGAGAUAUACGACCCAUAUCAAUGCAGCGCGGUCACAGACGACUGCUCCUCGGGAACUGCAGUUCGGAAUCCACAGAACUACCAAUACUAUGCAGCAAACCGAUAUUGGAACAACAAGUGCUCAUUCGAUUUGAAAGCUCCGGCCCCGAAGCCUCCUCCAAAGAGCGAUGCAUUGAAACAAUACGUUGUGGGCACGUAA